Molecule: messenger RNA, 1031 nt
Organism: Globicephala melas (long-finned pilot whale)
Lineage: Eukaryota; Metazoa; Chordata; Mammalia; Artiodactyla; Delphinidae
Gene: MUSTN1
Product: musculoskeletal, embryonic nuclear protein 1
Biological process (GO): chondrocyte proliferation; chondrocyte differentiation; tissue regeneration
Cellular component (GO): nucleus
Source: RefSeq, a predicted model, not a curated record
CCAGCUGUCUGCUUUCACCAGGACUGCAGCCCCCCAGGCAGCAGUGCUCAGCGAGCCCCCAUCAUCUCCAAGAAUAAACUCUGAAGCCAGCGGCUGUGUGGAUCUGAAUCAUCAGGGAGCUGUCAGAGGAGGGGGAGUGACUUCCCGGGACAGGCAAGCCAACUAUAUAAGCCCCAGAGGGCUGGGUGCCUCUCAGAUCUCUUUCACAGCCACUGCCUUCCAGGGAGCAGUUCCCCAUACCCACCAUGUCCCAGGCUGACACUCAGGAAGCCCCCAUCAAGAAGAAGCGCCCCCCUGUGAAGGAGGAGGACCUGAAGGGGGCCCGAGGGAAGCUGACCAAGAACCAGGAGAUCAAGUCCAAGACCUACCAGGUCAUGCAGGAGUGUGAGCAAGCUGGUUCUGCCGCCCCAUCGGUGUUCAGCCUCGCCCGGACUGGCACCGAGACUGUUUUUGAGAAGCCCAAAGCCGGACCCGCCAAGAGUGUCUUUGGCUGAGAAGUGCGCACCACGCCCCUCACCGUCAGCAACACCUAGACACAGGAGCCUUUCCCAAGAACUCUUUUUUUAUGCCAGAGCAUAGCUUCUCACCCGCGGCCUCUGGGAUUGGCACCCUCCCCAACAGCCCUGGCCCCUGAGCCCAGGGACUCUGCACCAGCACCUGGGCAACACCAAUAAAGAGGAUGCCCAAGUGGCCCCAGCAUUUGGAGGGUGUUGGUUGGUCACUGGCCAUGGCCACUAAAUGCAGGGGAGGGGUGGGCAACGUAGGUGUGGGGCAUGUUCUGUACGCUUCUCAGCUUUGGGGAUGGCCCCAGAGGAUAAUGCAGGUGCCAUUAUGGCCACUGCCACGUACUAGAAAAAACCUUGGGUGUGGAGACCUGGAGCUGAUCUGUGUGACUUCAGACUGUCUCUCCUCCUUUUCUGAGCCUGUUUCCCCUUGUAUGAGGCAAGGGAGCCUGUUGCGCAAAACAGGCCAUAGUCACACUGCUCAGAGUGAAGCAGGUGGGGGCCUGGGGCUCACCCUUCCCUUGGUUU